AUGUCGAGCCAAGCAAGCCCUCUCGAGCCUACUUAUUACGGCCACAUCUCCUCCACCAAAGAUGCCUUGAUCCUCAUGGAGGCAUGCCUCGAUGGCCAGCUCUCGCAUGUCCCACGCCGUCCCCAUGAUAGAGAGAGACAGGACCUCAUCCGAAGCGGGUACGUCUUCAUCUACGAGGAGCACUCAUCAGGAAUCAAACGCUGGACCGACGGCGUUUCCUGGAGCCCCAGCCGCAUCCUCAACAACUUUCUCAUCUACCGCGAGCUGGACAAGCCCUUCCCCCCUGGCGAGAAGAAGCGAGCUCUCAAGCGCCCACAGAAGAAGCCCUCCAAUGGCGGCAUUUCCAAGGCUCAAGGGCAGACCCCCCCCGACCUCUCCUCCGCCGCCUUCUCGUCCACCACGAGCCAGGUCAAUGUAAACAAUCUCAAGGAUCCCGAGCGAGCUCUUAUCGGCUCCCUGAUUGAUUCUUACCCAUUCAAGGAGGGUGGCCUUAUCAAGAAGACCAUUAGUAUCACUUACCGUGGAGUCACUCACCACCUAGUCAGCUACUACAGUGUCGAAGAUGUGCAGGAAAACCGACUUCAAACCCCUUCCCGGGAUCCAGCUCUCCGCCACAUCAUUCCUCGCCAUGAGAUUUGCUCAUCGCAGAACUUCCGUGCCCCCCUCGAAGAGAUCGAGUAUACCACAGAUGGUUAUAUUGGAAUUAAUGGUUAUAUCGCAACCCCCAUCCCCCAUGGCUUCGAAGGACCCGGGGUCAUGCCUCACCCCAUGAGCAACCUUUCCUACCCUCCGGGUGCUCCUGCCUAUGCGGUUUCGGCACCGGCUCCGUUGUCAAACAUAGCAUCUUAUCAUUCUCGCGGCCCCUCUGACUACGGGACCCAGCACCCAGCACCAACGACUUCCUCCAUGUACGGGUUCCCGUCUAAUGUCUUCCCCAGCUAUAUUGAGAAUGGUGUCAGCCCUAGCCCACUUCACCCAGGGCCCGUCGCAGGUCAGACAUCUCCUGGUCACUAUCAUCUGGAAGGGGGUAGAAGCCGGUUCGCAUCCACUGCCGGGAUCAUGCAAGAGUCUCCCCGCCAUAUUCCUGCCCAAGAGAUCCCUCGCCGCCACUCAACAAUUGAAGCGAGCCAGACCGCCGAUAUGGACGCAUUCUCUCUGAGCUCAGUCCCCGAAGGCCGAAGCGGAGCCAUGAACAACUACCUCUCAGCGCAUUCAUUCAUGAGCCCAAUCCAAGGUAACGGUGUUUCGGAACACGGCGCUACCUUCCCGUCACCUCCCGCCACCGGGCAUUCGCAUCAGCAUGCAGGCAUGGGUCUUACACAGCCCAAGGCAGAGCCAGACACUCUGGCCAACAGUUUACCAGCAUCUCAGUCAUUCACCUUGGACAACAGCUGGAAUAACCUCGAGGGGCUGGAUGAUACUCAAGAAGAUUUCCCCCAGCACUAUUUCAAGGGAAGCUUUCCCCCUAAUGAUCACUACUCAGAAGGUCACUAG
Molecule: messenger RNA, 1494 nt
Organism: Clonostachys rhizophaga
Lineage: Eukaryota; Fungi; Ascomycota; Sordariomycetes; Hypocreales; Bionectriaceae
Source: the annotation of a GenBank genome assembly